GGUGGCCACGGCCAGGAGCUCUUAAAAGGCAUGCCCCAACUCGAGGGCUGCCAGCCCCUGUGUGCACCUCGUCUCCACUUCCUCUGAUUCUUUCUUCCCCUCUGGCUUCCAGAUUGUUCGAACGUCCAUGUCCCUGUAAGCCAGUUCUUCCGUCCCAGAGGCUGUAGGGGAUUCUACGCUAGGCUGCAGAAGGAGUGGCUGGUCCCCUUCUGAAAAUCGUGGUGCAGGAGCCACUCACGUGGAGUUUCUGGGGUUGCCAAUGAUGACUUGGCUCCUUGGCUUUGCUCAAUCAUGGCCUGUUGGCAGCCUUCUCAGAGCCGCUCCCCACCCUCCUGCCCAUCAGAUUAGUUUACAGCAACCGAGAUGGCUGCUGCCCUAGUUUUAAACUUAGAGAUGAAGUUGAGGCGGACUGCGGCCCCUGUCUGCAGUGUGGUUUCCUGAGUUCGGAUGCCAGUCUGGGGCUUGGUGGGAUGCACCUGCCUACAGCACAGUCAGAACCCUGGGGUAUGGCCGUCAAUGUGUACUCCACAUCCGUGACCAGUGAGAAUCUGAGUCGCCAUGACAUGCUUGCGUGGGUCAACGACUCCCUGCACCUCAACUAUACCAAGAUCGAGCAGCUCUGUUCAGGGGCGGCCUACUGCCAGUUCAUGGACAUGCUCUUCCCGGGCUGUGUGCACUUGAGGAAGGUGAAGUUCCAGGCCAAGCUAGAACACGAGUACAUCCACAACUUCAAGGUGCUGCAAGCGGCGUUCAAGAAGAUGGGUGUCGACAAAAUCAUUCCUGUAGAGAAAUUAGUGAAAGGAAAAUUCCAAGAUAAUUUUGAGUUUAUUCAGUGGUUUAAGAAAUUCUUUGACGCAAACUAUGAUGGAAAGGAUUACAACCCUCUGCUGGCGCGGCAGGGCCAGGACGUAGCGCCACCUCCUAACCCAGGUGAUCAGAUCUUCAACAAAUCCAAGAAACUCAUUGGCACAGCAGUUCCACAGAGAACAUCUCCCACAGGCCCCAAAAACAUGCAGACCUCUGGCCGGCUGAGCAACGUGGCCCCACCCUGCAUCCUCCGCAAGAACCCGCCGGCGGCCCGGAACGGCGGCCACGAGACCGAUGCACAGAUUCUCGAGCUCAACCAGCAGCUCUUGGACUUGAAGCUGACGGUGGACGGGCUGGAGAAGGAGCGUGACUUCUACUUCAGCAAACUGCGUGACAUUGAGCUCAUCUGCCAGGAGCACGAGAGUGAGAACAGCCCCGUCAUCUCGGGCAUCAUCGGCAUUCUCUAUGCCACAGAGGAAGGAUUUGCACCCCCUGAGGACGACGAGAUCGAGGAACACCAACAAGAAGACCAGGACGAGUACUGAGGGCGGCUGCAGCCCCGGCUGACUGCACGGCUUCCCGUGCCUCCCCUCCCCGCCCCUGUCCCCACAUUAUAACCCUUUCCUUACAGCCAGCGGCCAGCCUGGUGCUUUGUGUCAGUGCCGCAGCACUGGGGAGCCGGGCUAGCGAGGCGUGGCGGGUGGGGGGCAGGUGAGCAGGCAGAGGCCCAGUGGGCGGGACCCCUGCCCACUGCCCACCCCUAUUUAUUUCCGUUGUCUCCAUACUGUGCUGGCCAACACUCCCUAGGGUGCUGCUGCCACCCGCCCAGCCAGUCCCCUGCUCCCCGACAGCCAGCAGCUGUAUAUUUCACAAAGUCAUUGGUAUAUUUUUACUUACUGGAUUUUCCUUGCACUUUACCUGUUCUUUUCCAGGGCUGAUAGCGUGGGCGCAGGGGCAGUGUGCCUGGCUUGGCUUCCCUUCCCCACGGUGGAGGCUGGGGCAGGACUCGCCGAUUAUUUAUUUUGUCUUUUGACUCCUCCCCCCCACCCCGCAGUUGCAGGGGAAUGCUGACGUCAGGAGAGGGAGGGAGGGCCAAAGGAGGCAGUGCUGGAGGCCUGGGGGCCAGGGAGAGGGAGGGGCGCAUGCGAGGGAUGGAAAUGACCCCUUGGCACCGGCUCCCCCGCCCUGCCCCCACCCCAGCCCCUGCCCCCAGCAUUGCCCCAAGGCCCCGCCGCCCCCUCCUGCAGCCUGGCUCACACCACACAGACUGUCUGGACCCUCCUGUGCCUCCGCCUCCCCAUCCCACCCCACCCUUCCCCGGGCACCAGCCUGCAUACGCGUUCACUUUUAUUUAAAUAAACUUGUGUGGUAAAAGUC
Oryctolagus cuniculus (rabbit) is the source of this 2184-nucleotide messenger RNA. It is a transcript of the gene MAPRE3, whose product is annotated as microtubule associated protein RP/EB family member 3. Lineage: Eukaryota; Metazoa; Chordata; Mammalia; Lagomorpha; Leporidae. Gene Ontology annotation, molecular function: microtubule binding. The record is from RefSeq and is a predicted model, not a curated record.